Euleptes europaea (tarantolino) is the source of this 1446-nucleotide messenger RNA. RefSeq names its product kazrin, periplakin interacting protein (gene KAZN). The coding region runs from base 62 to 1369 and encodes 435 amino acids. The transcript has 9 exons. The record is from RefSeq and is a predicted model, not a curated record. Lineage: Eukaryota; Metazoa; Chordata; Lepidosauria; Squamata; Sphaerodactylidae.
GGCCCUCACCGAGGAAGACGAUUCUUUCCUGCCAGAUGAAAAAGAGACUCUGAAAACGUCCAUGUUGCUCAUGAGGCACCUCUUGAUGGAUGCACAGGCCCAGAUCGUGAGCAUGAUGGAGGGCAACCAGCAGCUGGCCCUGCGCCUCGACGGCGCCAUCCAGGCGGCCGGCCUGGAGGUGAGCACGCUGCGGGCCGAGCUGACCGCCACCAACCGGCGCCUGGCCGAGCUGGGCGCCGCCGCCGCCGCCGCCGCCACCGCCAGCCCCACCGCCAGCCCCGAGGCCGCCGCCGCCGCCGGCAUGGAGAGCAACCAGCACAGCCUCCAAGUGCUUCUCCGAGAAGAGGUGUCGCAGCUUCAGGACGAGGUUCACUUGCUCCGGCAGAUGAAGGAAAUGCUCACGAAAGACCUGGAAGAGACGCACGGCGGCAAGUCGACUGAGAUCCUCUCCGCCACCGAACUCAAAGUCCAGCUGGCGCAGAAGGAGCAGGAGCUGGCAAGAGCCAAAGAAGCCCUUCAAGCCAUGAAAGCCGACCGGAAGCGUUUGAAGGCGGAGAAGACCGACCUGGUGAGCCAGAUGCAGCAGCUCUACGCGACGCUGGAAAGCCGGGAGGAGCAGCUGCGAGACUUCAUCCGGAACUACGAGCAACACAGAAAAGAGAGCGAAGACGCGGUCAAAGCGCUGGCGAAAGAAAAAGACCUGCUGGAACGGGAGAAGUGGGAGCUGCGCCGGCAAGCCAAAGAGGCCACGGACCACGCCAGCGCCCUCCGGUCGCAGCUGGACCUGAAGGACAACCGCAUGAAGGAACUGGAAGCCGAGCUAGCCAUGGCAAAGCAGUCCCUAGCAACACUGACGAAGGACGUCCCCAAGCGGCAUUCCUUAGCCAUGCCCGGCGAGACGGUGCUAAACGGAAAUCAGGAAUGGGUGAUGCAGGCCGACCUGCCGCUCACAGCCGCCAUCCGGCAGAGCCAGCAGACGCUCUACCACUCACACCCCCAGCACACGGUAGACCGGCAAGCCGUCCGAGUGAGCCCGUGCCAUUCACGGCAGCCGUCCAUCAUCUCUGAUGCGUCGGCCGCAGAAGGCGACCGGUCCUCCACGCCAAGCGACAUCAACUCCCCGCGGCACCGAACGCACUCGCUCUGCAAUGGAGAUAGUCCUGGACCGGUACCGAAAAACUUGCACAACCCAAUUGUCCAGUCUCUAGAGGACCUCGAAGACCAAAAACGGAAAAAGAAGAAAGAGAAAAUGGGAUUCGGCUCCAUCUCUCGGGUGUUUGCCAGGGGGAAGCAACGGAAAUCCCUCGACCCCGGCCUUUUUGAUGGUACUGCCCCCGAUUACUACAUAGAGGAGGACGCGGACUGGUGACCGCCCGCCCCGCCCUCUCCCGCUUCUGGUGCGUGUGCGUGUGUGGGAGUGUCUGUGUGCUCAAGCAAACGCCGCUA